Messenger RNA from Oncorhynchus nerka (sockeye salmon), 3376 nucleotides. RefSeq names its product prostate stem cell antigen-like. NCBI's taxonomy places the organism in Eukaryota, Metazoa, Chordata, Actinopteri, Salmoniformes, Salmonidae. Bases 1 to 414 code for a protein of 137 amino acids. The transcript is spliced from 3 exons. The record is from RefSeq and is a predicted model, not a curated record.
AUGCGGACUCCUUUCCAAAAUUACGCCUCUCCUACGUACGCCUCUCCUACGUACGCCUCUCCUACGUACGCCUCUCCUACGUACGCCUCUCCUUGUGAAGCCCUACAAUGCUAUACCUGCAUGGGUUCUAGUGAUGAAGACUGCAAUCGUCAGGGCUCAAAAACCUGUCCAAGCUACUCUGACGCCUGCGCUGUAGUACGAGGACACGGAAGUGAGUUAAACAGCGGAGUGAUGAAGUCCUGCUCCUACAAGUCUUUCUGUAGCCAGGCCAACAGUCAGGGUUACCGGUCACCAGGGGUCAGAGUUCACUGCUGUUUCUCGGAUGACUGCAACGUGACAGGAAACGUAUCCAAGCUGGAAGGAAGUCUCAGCUACCUGUUGCUCCUCCUUCCCCUGCUCCUCCUCUGGAUCUAAAACUAAACAUAUAACCCAGUAACUAAACCCAGCACAAACCCCCCACCUACCUCCCUACUCUACCCUAAAACUAAACCCAGCACAAAUCAACAGCCAUGCCAACUACCCCAGCUACCUCCCUACCCUACCCUACCCUACUCUAAAACUAAACCCAGCACAAACCAACAGCCAUGCCAACUACCCCACCUACCUCCCUACCCUACUCUCAAACUAAACCCAGCCCAAACCAACAGCCAUGCCAACUACCCCACCUACCUCCCUACUCUACCCUACUCUCAAACUAAACCCAGCACAAACCAACAGCCAUGCCAACUACCCCACCCACCUACCUCCCUUCCCUACCCUACUCUAAAACUAAACCCAGCACAAACCAACAGCCAUGCCAACUACCCCACCUACCUCCCUACCCUACUCUACCCGACUCAAACCCCACCUCUCCAAGCCUCAGCUACCAUCCCCACUCUGGCCGACUACGCCAUAUAACUCUGCCUAUCUAAAGUAUCUAAAGUAACACACAAUAAAAUAACCAUUGAUAUCACCAUAUAACCAACCCAGAACAACCCAAACCAACCUAACCUACAACAAACCCAAACCCGAACAACCCCAAACCAGAACAGCUCCAAACCAGAAUAACCUCAACUCAGAACAAACCCAGAGCAACCCCAACCCAGAACAACCCCAACCCCAACUCAGAACAAACCCAACCCAGAACAAACCCACCCAGAACAAACCCAACCCAGAACAAACCCAACCCAACCCAACCUACAACAAACCCAACCCAAACCAACCUAACCUACAACAAACCCAACCCAGAACAAACCCAACCCAACCCAAACCAACCUAACCUACAACAAACCCAACCCAGAACAAACCCAACCCAAACCAACCUAACCUACAACAAACCCAACCCAAACCAAACUAACCUACAACAAACCCAACCCAAACCAACCUAACCUACAACAAACCCAACCCAAACCAACCUAACCUACAACAAACCCAAACCAGAACAAACCCAACCCAACCCAAACCAACCUAACCUACAACAAACCCAACCCAAACCAACCUAACCUACAACAAACCCAACCCAAACCAACCUAACCUAAAUCCAGUCAUGCCAACUAACUACCCAUAUCUACUGUACCCGCCACUCCCAAUCUAAGUACGGUCAACUAUGUAAUCUAACUCCUCGCCAUCCAACAUUCCCAGCCUUAUAGGAAACCCAUAUGCUUCAGCAACACCUUCUCUAGCCUCCACCUACAGCUCUUCAUCCUUAUAGCCUCCACCUACAGCUCCUCAAGACACGCAGACAUAAUUUUAGCCUCCACCUACAGCUCUUCAAGACAUGCAGACAUCCUUGUCCCAUCCUUCUCUAGCUAAUUCCUUCACAAUCCUUCACUCUAACCCAAACCCUGUCCCACACCAACAUUUCAUUUAUUUUAUUCCUCAAACAACAGCAACACAAACGGCUGAUAAAUCAUGCUUGUGCAUGUGUGCACAAUAUAAAGUGUCAUGAGAUGGGUUGUAACUAAAGAUCUGGACCGGUUCUAAUCUGGUACUCCUAAAGAUGAUUGGCUGGACGUACAGGUGUUCAAGCCAAUCACAGUCCAUCUCACUAUUUAUCAGGUCUGAAUGUAUUUUGGAACUAUGGGAUUGAAGGAAUUUAACCUGGUCCAAGAUGUGUUUGUGCUGUCUUGCCAACCUCCCAUGGCCGUUGUCACGAGUUGGCAAGACAUUCGUUUCGGAAAUCCCAGACCCAGGGCAGAUUCUCUUGGUUGUUGCAGAGAGAGUCCUCUUCAGAGAGACAUCUCUCCCAACAAAUCAAGAGUCUGGGUCGGCGGAGUUUAAAUGUGGGUGGGAAUUGUGCUGUUUACACUGAAGGCAACAAGCGGAUAAAGUCAGUGACAUGAGAAAGCUGGAUGUCCCAGCUCUGUCCUGUCUUCUAUGCCAAGCUGACAUUGUGCUGUUUACACUGAAGGCAACAAGCGGAUAAAGUCAGUGACAUGAGAAAGCUGGAUGUCCCAGCUCUGUCCUGUCUUCUAUGCCAAGCUGACAUUGUGCUGUUUACACUGAAGGCAACAAGCGGAUAAAGUCAGUGACAUGAGAAAGCUGGAUGUCCCAGCUCUGUCCUGUCUUCUAUGCCAAGCUGACAUUGUGCUGUUUACACUGAAGGCAACAAGCGGAUAAAGUCAGUGACAUGAGAAAGCUGGAUGUCCCAGCUCUGUCCUGUCUUCUAUGCCAAGCUGACAUUGUGCUGUUUACACUGAAGGCAACAAGCGGAUAAAGUCAGUGACAUGAGAAACCUGGAUGUCCCAGCUCUGUCCUGUCUUCUAUGCCAAGCUGACAUUGUGCUGUUUACACUGAAGGCAACAAGCGGAUAAAGUCAGUGACAUGAGAAAGCUGGAUGUCCCAACUCUGUCCUGUCUUCUAUGCCAAGCUGACAUUGUGCUGUUUACACUGAAGGCAACAAGCGGAUAAAGUCAGUGACAUGAGAAAGCUGGAUGUCCCAGCUCUGUCCUGUCUUCUAUGCCAAGCUGACAUUGUGCUGUUUACACUGAAGGCAACAAGCGGAUAAAGUCAGUGACAUGAGAAAGCUGGAUGUCCCAACUCUGUCCUGUCUUCUAUGCCAAGCUGACAUUGUGCUGUUUACACUGAAGGCAACAAGCGGAUAAAGUCAGUGACAUGAGAAAGCUGGAUGUCCCAGCUCUGUCCUGUCUUCUAUGCCAAGCUGACAUUGUACAUGUACAGAGGUGUAAGAACAUCGGUACUUUGUGGGAGGCAACCUGUCUUUCUAGAGAGACUAGCAAGGCAGCUCAAACAUAUCUAGGUCCAGGCUACUAGACCAGCUGAAGCAGUUUUCAAAUGGAGCGGCUAAGGUUUAUUUUAUUUUAUUGGGGGGUUGACUGGGCACCACGGAUUUUCAGCUGCUGACUUUGCAUUAUUUCCUUCUUUUUUUUUUGUUUCU